Messenger RNA from Tachysurus fulvidraco (yellow catfish), 4877 nucleotides. Its product is annotated as macrophage mannose receptor 1-like. The coding region runs from base 3007 to 4671 and encodes 554 amino acids. Lineage: Eukaryota; Metazoa; Chordata; Actinopteri; Siluriformes; Bagridae. The record is from RefSeq and is a predicted model, not a curated record. The transcript has 8 exons.
GAGAGAGAGAGAGAGAGAGAGAGAGUGUGUGUGUGUGUGUGUGUGUGUGUGUGUGUGUGUGUGUGUGUGUGUGUGUGUGUGUGUGUGUGUGUGUGUGUGUGCGUGCACUAUAAAGUUAGGCAGAGAAGUUGGACUUAGCAAUAAGUGUUAUGUGUAGAACUAUAACUGGUCCCUGGUCAAUAAGGGUGAAGGUCAGUACAGCUUUAAGCUCGACCAGCCUUUAGUGCCGUAAUCAGGAUCUGUGAGUAAAGCACUAGAGCUGAAUGUUUGUGACCAAUUAUGUAAAGAAAAAAUAACAUUUCAGGUGUGAAUGAGAAUUAAAACUCACAAAACCUUCGUCCUUCGUGCAGCCGCUUUAACACCUUUCUUUAUGCACACGCAGGACAAAUACACGAUGUUGUUAUUGGAAAACUUUUAAUGUUUGGUGUAAAAACUAAUUGCCCCCCUGAACAUUCCGACGUCAUCUUUCGUUCGAUUCUGAGAGCUUCUGAUGUUAAAAUGGGACGUGCCCAGAGAGAUUAAACCUGAUGAGGGGGGGAAUGUGAUGUGAUGAUGUUGUGGUUUCUACAGAUCGUCGUGUCGUCAUUAUGACGCCGCUCAGAACUUUUAACGACGGUGUAAUUAAAAGACACUUCGCUAAAUCUCCCCCAAACCCUGCGUGCUCGUGUGUGCUGCUGAAAUUCUUCCUUUAACGGCUCAAAGCCCUCAGCAUGCUUCCUGAUGCGGGGAUUGUGUGUGAAAUCGCAGGUGGAGCAACAAAAAGACGCAGAGGACGAGAGACGCCUCGGCUAUAACACGACGCCGUGCUCUCACAACGGGUUGCAAGAAAGGCGUUAGUCUUCCACCGAAUGUGAACGGACGAGGAAGAAGGUAGAGGGCGCUCUUCUCUCUGGUGGGAGACGAUCCAUACAUACACCAGUUUUGGGAUUGUAAUCUGGAUAAGAAGCUUCUCAGAUCACAGACCGUUCUUCUUCAUGGAGUGUUUAGGCAGGAAAUGAGGCUUUAACGCAGUCCACCCACUGUGCUGUAAAGUAUUUCUGAACGUUUGCGUACCGGAUAAAGUUAUCGCUCACGUCUCGAGCUACACGCCAAGCAAUAGCAACGAUCCACUGUCUGUCUGGUGAUUUAAACCAGGUGGAGCCCUCAGGACAUGUGCAUGUUCAAACACAAAGGCGUUUAUACCACAUCACGAGUGCACUGUAUGUACAAGAGAGAGAAAUAUCUACUGUAAACAGGAUCCAGACGUGUACAUUUAUUAAGAGAUCCUGAAGACCGAAGGGGGUGGGUUUGGGGUGGGGGGUGUUUUAUGAUUGACCCUUCUGUCCUUUCUGCUUUCUCUCCUUGCAGAUGUGUUUGUGUGUGAAAGCCAGAGCAGAGACAGAUGCGAUACGCUUAUUUAAUUUAAUCUGUAUUUUAUUUUAUUAUUUUAAUUUUUUUUUAUUUAAUUUAAUUUUAUUAUUUUUAUUUUUUUUAAUUUAAUAAUUUUUUUUUCAAUUUUAUUUUAUUUUAUAAGCAUAGCAUGUGUAGGAUAAACCCCACACUGUUUCGGAUUUAACCUAAUGAUGAGUCUCGCAGUGUUGAAAGAGCUUCCUGAAUGUUUUCAUGUUUUAUGUUUUUUUUUGUUUGUUUGUUCGUUUUUGUUUUUUUCGGACAAAUUGUUUGUCUUUGUCUAGAUCAGAAUGUUUGCCUAAUUAACACACGCGCAAAAAAAAUGUUAUCGACUGUUUUUUUGCGAUUGCAAAAGAAAAAAAAACAAUGCCAUAACAAACCAGCUGCCUUUUGUCGUUCAUUCUGAAUCUGUGCUGUAAUAAAUAACGCAGCGUUAAUAUUUUAUAUUAUAUAAUGAAACGAAUUGCACUUGUUCUAGUGAUUCUAUUUAUUCGGGGUCAUCCGGCGCAGUCGUUACUGCUUUAAUUCUUAACGUUGAUCUGGUGAAGGUUGAGGUGUUUUUUUUGUUUGUUUGUUUUUUAUUAUUAGAUCUUUUACUAGACUAUUAUAUGAUGUCAAAAGUCAACAAACAAUGUUUAUUUCACUGUUUUACGCCUACUUUGAAGACGUCGUCGAGCGUCGUUGUCGAGCGUCGUUAGGACGUACGGGUUCAUUUCUUUUUUAUAAACUUUAUUCACUAGAGAGAAAACAAAUGUUUUCUAGAUGUCCGGCUUCUGACAUCUCACGUGUUUAUUCCUGUACAUAAGCAGACCUUUUAUUACAGAGGAAUUUCUCAAAAAUAUUUAUUAAUUGUUGAAGUUUUGUUAGAUUUAAUGCUGAUUAACGGAAUAAUAAAAAAAACACAUUUUCUUCACGUUUUCUAAAUUUCUGUAAAGGUUUUCGUCUUUACAGUGAAAUAAACAUUUUAAUUCCAGCAUCGUCUUCUGUUAAUUUUUUUUACUAAGUAUGCAAAUUUUUCACAUAUUUAUUUAAGAUGAAGACACGUUUUCUUUAACUGUGAUUUAUUAUUAUUAUUAGUAGUAGUAGUAGUAGUAGUAGUAGUAGUAGUAGUAGUAGUAGUAUUUUAUGACAAUAAUAUCCAUCUUCACCUGUAGUGUCUCUCCUUAAGAAGGUAUAGAGGGAAGAAAAACACAACACACAGGAUUCUGCACAAGAGAACAUUGAAAUUAUUUUCCAUAUCCAAAGACCGGACCGUUUUAUUUAUUUAUUUGUUUAUUUAUUUGCCCAUUAGCUGACUUUGCUUGUCACGGUGAUGGAGUACGAGCGCCACCCAGUGAUUGCACUUCGACGGGUCAAACCGGUUCCUCCGCAGGCUCCUGGGAUCUGUGUCCUUCGAUCGUUCCCCGUUUUUUCACGAUCUCCGUUCCACAAAACGUGACAUCAGGAAGGAUUUCUACAAACAUACAUGACGGUCGUACCAAAAAUCAAGGAUGCACUGCUUUCCAUUAAAAAAACAAAAAACAACCCCAGUGUCUUUGUUUGAGUUUGAAUUUUGAAAAGAAGUGAUUUGAAUAUGAAGGUUUUCGUGCUCUCCUGUUUCCUGUGGCGGACACGAAGAUGGAACGUUUGACACGAAGCUGCUCAGAGAUGCGUCCGGCUGCGUUUUGUCUGCUUUUUCUCGCAGGGACCUUCAGCCUGGGUUCCUCUGUGCCAUGGCAGUUCUUCUACGUGAAUCAGAGCAUGACCUGGGCCGACGCUCAGACAUACUGCCGAGCAAAGUACAUCGACCUGGUCACCGUAGGCAGCAUGGUGGAAGAAAACAUCUUGAUUGCGUUAGUCGCAACUGCUGCUCCCGGGUACAGCGGCUCGGUUUGGCUCGGACUUCAUCGGACCUGGGGCUGGAUUACAGGAGAACCUCAUUUAGGCCACAUUCCUUUUGGAGCUGGGGAGCCAAAUGAAGGGAAUGAUGGAGCAGCAUGUGGAGUGAUAAAUAGUUAUGGACUGGGAGACUGGUUCUGUUCGACUAACCACUACUUUGUCUGUUACGAUGACUCAACUACCCCGGGUAAAUUCGUCAUGGUCCAACUUUCUACGAACUGGAUGAACGCUGAGGUUUAUUGUAGACGAUAUUAUGCAAAUCUCGCCGUCGUCACAACCUCUGCAGAACAGCAACAAGUUACUUCUCUGUUGAACGGCGACGCAUUUAUCGGCCUGAUCUCGGCACAGUGGUCUGAUUACAGUUUCUCUGCGUUCCGGUACUGGGUUGGAAUAUCAGACCUGGAGACAGGCCUUGUUAAUAAAUGUGUUGCCAUGGUGAUAUCUGCUUCUGGGAAAUGGAAGUAUUUUGAUUGUUCAACUCCAAAUCCAUUCAUAUGCUAUGGAGUUCCUUCUUCGCCGUUCCAACCUGUCUCUCGGCUCUACCACGCUGUAAGAUAUCUAAAGACCUGGCCGGAUGCUCAGAGCUACUGUAGAACAAGGUUUACUGAUCUGGCCACUGUGGACAGUGUGGGUGAUGUGUACAGCGUGAUGAAUCAGGUGGAUCUUAGAUACACUGGACUUUUAUGGAUUGGGCUCCAGAGUGCAGCAAACACACGAUGGUGCUGGUCUACAGGAGAUGAAGCUCUCGCCAAUUACUUUAACUGGGCCAUAAACAAACCGAGCGGAAAUUUCAAAUGUGUAUCAAACAUGAACGGAUGGUGGAGUGAUACUGACUGUCAGACACCGCUAUACUUCGUGUGCUACAGUGAAGGUGAGGGUUACGUCAUGGUCAAUAUUUACAAAACAUGGCAAGACGCUCAAAGUUACUGUCGAAGCACCUACACUGACUUGGCCCGCAUCCGCUCUCCGUGGGAACAGAACCAGGUGAACGGUGUUGUCGGUAGAUGGGUUUCUGUCUGGAUUGGCUUGUUUCUCAACAGCUGGCAGUGGUCUGAUCAGUGGAGCGGUUGUUUUAGAAACUGGGCGUCGGGACCACCGAGUGUCGGAACUGCCACCUGUUCUGCUGUGGAGACAGGAACCUUUGGAAGAUGGACGACCGACAUAUGCACCACACCGCACUCUUUCGUCUGCUAUGGAGAUGUGGACAGGAUGACUAAACAACAGAUCAUGCAGAUCAGAUUGGUUUUCAGCGGAUCGACCGACCUGAACGACGCGUCAGUGCGAGAUGCGAUCAUGAAUCAAAUUAAACAGAAAAUGCAAGCGAAUGGAAUGAAUCAAAAUGUUAGACUGAGCUGGAGAGUGAGGACUGACGGAGGUGUCUUCAAGAAAGCUGAAACGUUUUAAAGUCAUGGGUUCAAAACCUACAGAGUUUCUUUUAAUAUAAAUGCAUAGAUUAACAGGGUGUUUGGUAACAAAGUCAGUAGAGAAAGAUUAGCUUCAUUACUUGGAAUGUAUAUAUUGACAUCCCUUAAUAUCUACACUUCAAAAAUGUGAAAUUACUGAAUUUUGUAAAAUCAAAAGAGUAAAUAAAUGAAUCUUAUAUAUCUAAA